Molecule: messenger RNA, 4686 nt
Organism: Hemisphaericaspora subhashii
Lineage: Eukaryota; Fungi; Ascomycota; Pichiomycetes; Serinales; Debaryomycetaceae
Gene: MYO2
Product: myosin 2
Exons: 2
Coding region: 1-4686 (1561 amino acids)
Biological process (GO): vesicle transport along actin filament; actin filament organization
Cellular component (GO): actin cytoskeleton; vesicle; cytoplasm
Molecular function (GO): ATP binding; microfilament motor activity; actin filament binding
Source: RefSeq, a predicted model, not a curated record
AUGGUAUCGUUAUAUGAUGUUGGAACCCGUUGUUGGUAUCCAAAUGAAACAUUGGGUUGGAUAGGUGCAACAGUUAAAUCUAAUAGACAACAAGGCGACAAGUAUGUUAUAGAAUUUGUAUCUGAAAAUGAUGAAUCACAGAUAUUCACAAUAGAAACUGAUAAUAUAUCAGAAGAAAAUGAUAAAUUACCUCCAUUACGAAAUCCGCCAAUUUUGGAGGCUGCUGAAGAUUUAACUAGUUUAUCUUAUUUAAACGAACCAGCAGUUUUACAAGCAAUUAAAUUACGUUAUUCUCAAUUAAGUAUUUAUACAUAUUCAGGUAUUGUUUUAAUUGCCACGAAUCCUUUCCAAAAAGUUGAUCAGCUAUACACUCAGGAUAUGGUUCAAGCCUAUGCAGGUAAGAGAAGAGGUGAAUUAGAUCCUCAUCUUUUCGCCAUUGCAGAAGAUGCUUUUAGAUGCAUGAAAGACAAUCAAGAAAAUCAAACAAUUGUGGUAAGUGGUGAAUCAGGUGCUGGUAAAACUGUUUCCGCUAAAUUUAUUAUGAGAUAUUUUGCAACUGUCGAAGAAGAUGUAGAAUAUCAUCCACAAACUAGUGAACAUAAAGCAGAAAUGUCAGAUGUUGAAAAACAAAUUUUGGCUACUAAUCCAAUCAUGGAAGCUUUUGGUAAUGCUAAAACUACUAGAAAUGAUAAUUCUUCUCGUUUUGGUAAAUAUUUGGAAAUCUUGUUUGACAAAGAACUUUCAAUUAUUGGUGCUAGGAUAAGAACAUAUCUUUUAGAAAGAUCAAGAUUGGUUUUCCAACCGGAAAGUGAAAGAAAUUAUCACAUCUUUUAUCAAUUAUUGGCCGGUAUGAAUCAAGAAGAAAAGGAUAAGUUAGGCUUAACUGAGGCUAAACAUUAUACUUAUACUAAUCAAGGUGGUUUACCAGAAAUUGACGGAGUUGAUGAUGCAGAAGAAUUCCAGAUUACUAAAGAUGCAUUGGAAUUAAUUGGAAUAAAUGGUUCUCAACAGUUUGAAAUUUUCAAGAUUUUAGCCGGUCUUUUACAUAUUGGUAAUAUUAAUAUUGCACCAACUAAAAAUGAUGCCCAUUUAUCAAGCGAUGAACCAAAUGUUGUUAAAGCAUGUGAAUUGUUAGGUAUUGAUCCAGUCGCGUUCGCCAAAUGGUGUACUAAAAAGCAAAUCACUACUAGAACUGAAAAGAUUACUAGUAAUUUGAAUCAUACUCAAGCUCUUGUUGCUAGAGAUUCUUUUGCCAAGUAUAUUUAUUCAGCCAUGUUUGAUUGGUUGGUUGAUUAUGUUAAUACCGAUUUAUGUCCAGAUGAAGUUGCCGAAAGAGUUCAUUCCUUUAUUGGUGUUUUGGAUAUUUAUGGGUUUGAACAUUUUGAAAAGAAUUCUUUUGAACAAUUCUGUAUUAAUUAUGCCAAUGAAAAAUUACAACAAGAAUUUAAUCAGCAUGUCUUUAAAUUGGAACAAGAAGAAUAUAUUAAGGAAGAAAUUGAAUGGUCUUUUAUUGAUUUCUCGGAUAACCAACCUUGUAUUGAUGUCAUUGAAAAUAGAUUAGGUAUAUUGGCUUUAUUAGAUGAAGAAUCGAGAUUACCUGCUGGUAAUGAUGAGUCCUGGAUUGACAAGAUGUAUCAAAACUUGAAUAAAGAACCAACCAAUAAAGUUUUCAAAAAACCAAGAUUUGGUCAAACUAAAUUCAUUGUUAGUCAUUAUGCUUUGGAUGUUACUUAUGAUGUCGAAGGUUUCAUUGAAAAGAAUAGAGAUACUGUUGGUGAAGGUCACUUAGAUGUUAUCAAAAACACAACCAAUCCAUUGUUACAAGAUAUCUUGGCAAUCCUUGACAAAAAUUCUGCUGCAUUAGAAGCAUCAAAGGCACAAGAAACUAAAUCAAGAGCUAAGACAGUGAAUAGAAAACCAACUUUGGGUUCAAUGUUUAAGAAUUCUUUAAUUGACUUAAUGAAAACUAUCUCGUCGACCAAUGUUCAUUAUAUUAGAUGUAUUAAACCAAAUCAACAAAAGAAAGCAUGGGAAUUCGAUUCAUUAAUGGUGUUAUCGCAAUUACGUGCUUGUGGUGUUUUGGAAACUAUCAGAAUAUCAUGUGCUGGUUUCCCAUCAAGAUGGACAUAUGUGGAAUUUGCUGACAGAUAUCAUAUCUUAUUACAUUCUCAAGAAUGGAUUAAAGUAAUGAGUGGUGAAACUACUCAAGAAUCAGUUAGUGGACUUUGUCAUCAAAUCUUGGAUGCAAAUAUUGAGGAUAAAGCGAAAUAUCAAUUGGGUAAUUCCAAGAUUUUCUUCAAGGCUGGUAUGUUGGCUCAUUUUGAAAAAUUAAGAUCGGAUAAAUUAUAUAGAUCGGCAGUUAUGAUUCAGAAACAUAUGCGUGGACGUUAUUAUAGAAAGAAAUAUCUUGAAAUUCGUGAUUCUCAUAUUAGAUUACAAUCUUUGGUUCGUGCUCAUAUGACUAGAGUGAGAGUUAAGGCUGAGCAAGAAAGAAUCGCAGCUACUUUGAUCCAAACUUCAAUCAGAGGAUUUUUGGCCAGGAAACAAUAUCAUACUACCGUUUCUUCAGUUGUUGUUUUACAAAAGGCAAUCAGAGGAUUACAAGCCAGAAGAAAUUUCCUUGUUUUACGUACCGAAGCGGCUGCUAUUGCUAUUCAAAAAUCUUGGAGAGGUUAUCAACAAAGAAGCGAAUACAACAAAACAAGACGUGCUACUGUUGUUGUACAAUCUGCUUUUAGAAGGCAAUAUGCUAUUCGUGAAUUGAAACAAUUGAAGAUUGAAGCUAAGUCUGUCAACAAAUUGAAGGAAGUUUCUUACAAGUUGGAGAAUAAGGUUAUUGAUUUAACUCAACAAUUGACCUCCAAGAUUCAAGAAAAUAAGAAAUUGGUUGAAGAAAUUAGUAGUUUGAAGGCAUUAAUGGAACAACAAGGACAAGCUCAUGAAACCCUCAAGAUUCGUGAACUUGAAUUUAAUGAACAAUUUGACGCUCAAAAUCUAGAACAUCAACAAGAAAUUGCUAAUUUGAAUAAGGAAUUAGAAUCAAUCAAGAAUGAUUAUGCUUCUGCUCAAUCGAAGAUUGAAGAAUUAUCCAAGGAACAAGCUGAAUUGAAAGAAGAAGUCAAGAGAACAAUUGAAGAGUUACACCAAGCUAAGGAUGAAAUCGUUAAACGUGAUACCAUUGAAGUUGAUUUGAAAUCUCAUAUUGAACAAUUAAAAUCCGAACUUGCCCAAUUACAAAAACAAGUUGGAUCAGGAGAAUUCUUACCCAAACAAAGAAACGGAGGCAACACUGCUGCAGGAUAUACCAAUGGAAGUCGCACUAGAACGGCCAGUAAACGUCAUAGUUCAGCUUUGGCCUGGAAUACUCCAAAUUCUCUUGAUUCUAACAAUAGACCAGUUUCGUUCAUUGCUGUCUCCAAUGAAGAUCAUGCUACUAUUGAUGACAUUAACGAUGAAUUAUUUUCGUUAUUGAGAGAUUCUAAGAGAUUACAUCGUGAGAUUGUGGAAGGAUUAUUGAAGGGUUUGAGAAUUCCAGCCGCUGGUGUUGCUGCAGAUUUAACUAGAAAGGAAGUUUUAUUCCCUGCUAGAAUCAUUAUCAUUAUUUUGUCUGAUAUGUGGAGAUUAGGUUUAACUAAAGAGAGUGAAGAAUUUUUGGGUGAAGUAUUAUCAUGUAUUCAAUUAAUUGUUCAUCAAUUGAAGGAUGAUGAAGUUAUUCCAAAUGGUGCAUUCUGGUUAUCUAAUACUCAUGAAUUAUAUUCUUUUGUUUCAUAUGCUCAACAAACCAUUAUUGCCAAUGAUACUUUAUCUCAUGAAAUGAGUGAAGAAGAAUUCAAGGAAUAUUUGAAAUUAGUUGCCGUUGUUAAGGAAGAUUUCGAAUCACUUUCGUAUAAUAUUUACAAUAUGUGGAUGAAGAAGAUGGAAAAGGAUUUGGAAAAGAAGGCAGUUUCAGCCGUGGUUAUGUCACAAUCCUUACCUGGUUUCAUGGCACCUGAAAAUUCAAGAUUCUAUACCAAGGUAUUAUUUUCACCAACUACUCAAUAUAAGAUGGAUGAUAUCUUGAGUGUUUUCAAUUCAAUUUAUUGGUCAAUGAAAUCAUAUUUUAUUGAACCUAAGGUUAUGAAUGAAGUUAUUAUUGAAUUAUUAAGAUUUAUUGAUGCAUUAUGUUUCAAUGAUUUAUUAAUGAAGAAGAACUUUUUGAGUUGGAAGCGUGGUUUACAAUUGAAUUAUAAUGUUACUCGAUUAGAAGAAUGGUGUAAAGGACAUGAAAUUCAUGAAGGUUCAGCAUAUUUAAGUCAUUUAUUACAAGCUGCUAAAUUAUUACAAUUACUUCAAAAAUUAUUAUCACAAUAUCUUGUUGCUGAUUAUGAAACUCCAAUUGCACCAAAUGUAUUACAAAUCGUGGCUAAUAAAGUCAGAGAAUCCAAUAAUGCAGAAGAAUUAUUUGAGUUAGUGAAUACAGAUGGACAAUUUAAUGAUCCUUUCAGAACCAUUGAUUUGAGACCAUUCUCAAGAGUAGAAGCAUAUGUGCCUGCUUGGUUGAAUUUACCUGCUGUUAGAAGAAUUGUUGAAUUAGUGGCUAAGAAUGCAUCUGCACAAGAAACUAACUUGACAUUACAAGAAGAUGAUGUAGAAGAAGAAGAAGAAUAUGAACCUGAACCACAUGCCGUUAUGGUUAAUGGUGCUUAA